AUGAUGCUUGAUCCACUUGAUGCAUCCAAUAAUUAUUCAAUUACUGAAAAUAAUGUAGGAAAUCAACCAUGGCAAUUUUUUCAUGAUGUUAAUAAUUCAUUUUAUCCAGUAAAAUCACAUCAAAUGACACCAUCCCAUAAUAUUUCAUAUAAUCCUAAUGAAUAUAUUCAUGUUAAAGUUCCUGAUAUGAUUAAGAAUCAAUCACAAACUGUUAUGUUUGAUGAACAUUUACCAAAAAAAGGACAAUGCUCUCCUUCAUCUCGACAACAACAAAACAUAUUGGCUUUAACACCUUUAGCUAGUAUUCAAUCUGGGCAUGAAUCAUGUGUUACAACUAAUAAUAUGUCAGUAUCAACAAAACUUGUGCCCGUAUCAAAUCGAUCAUUCAUGCCUCGAUCAUUAAUAGCUGUACCUAAUAGAUCAUCAGUACAAACAACUGUACAAAAAGCUAUUUAUCUAACCAUAGAUUAUACAGCAACAUUAGCAAAACGUGGUCCAACAGUUCCUAAUGAAUGUCAUCGUAAAAAUGGUGAACAACAUCAUUCGGAUAGAUCUAAUUCGUCUAGAAAUAAUCAUCGAAUACGUUCUCAUAUAAAUCAUCAACAUAAACAUCAAAAUUCAACUGAUUCAUUUAGUUCUAAUAUUAAUAUUAUCACAUCGAAUAAAUCAUUCAAUUCUUUAUCAGCAAAAUCAUUUGUUUCACAACAUACAAUACCAAAAUCUAUAACAACAAAUAAAACGAAUUAUCGACAACAAUCAUUAGUUAAAAAUCACAUAAAACACCCGAAAAGUCGAGAAAAUCAUCAACGACAUGUUUUACCUCUUCCAAAUGGAUUAUCUUUAUCUAUCGAAUCUUCAAUACAACAAAUAGAUAAUAAACAUUUUUCAUUUCAAAAUAAUCAUCGACAUCAGACAAAAUCUAUCAUAAUACCAGCAAUAACUACUACAGCAGAUGCUUCUCGAGUACAAGUAUAA
Molecule: messenger RNA, 975 nt
Organism: Rotaria sordida
Lineage: Eukaryota; Metazoa; Rotifera; Eurotatoria; Philodinida; Philodinidae
Source: the annotation of a GenBank genome assembly